Suncus etruscus (white-toothed pygmy shrew) is the source of this 622-nucleotide messenger RNA. RefSeq names its product Tax1 binding protein 3 (gene TAX1BP3). Lineage: Eukaryota; Metazoa; Chordata; Mammalia; Eulipotyphla; Soricidae. The coding region runs from base 83 to 457 and encodes 124 amino acids. The record is from RefSeq and is a predicted model, not a curated record. The transcript is spliced from 4 exons. Gene Ontology annotation, molecular function: protein binding. Gene Ontology annotation, cellular component: adherens junction; postsynaptic density; postsynaptic membrane. Gene Ontology annotation, biological process: neurotransmitter receptor transport, endosome to postsynaptic membrane; neurotransmitter receptor transport postsynaptic membrane to endosome.
GGCGCGGCCGGCCGCGGGGGGAUCUGGCUGCGGGCUUCGCCGGCUGCACUGCACGGGGCUGGAGCGGCGCGCGGGGGUCGCGAUGUCCUACAUCCCGGGCCAGCCUGUCACCGCCGUGGUGCAAAGAGUUGAAAUUCACAAAUUGCGCCAAGGUGAGAACCUGAUCCUGGGCUUCAGCAUUGGAGGUGGAAUUGAUCAGGAUCCCUCCCAGAAUCCUUUCUCAGAAGAUAAGACUGACAAGGGCAUUUAUGUCACACGGGUGUCUGAAGGUGGCCCGGCUGAAGUUGCUGGACUGCAGAUUGGAGACAAGAUCAUGCAGGUGAACGGCUGGGACAUGACCAUGGUCACACACGAUCAGGCCCGGAAGAGGCUCACCAAGCGCUCGGAGGAGGUGGUGCGCCUGCUGGUGACGCGGCAGUCGCUGCAGAAGGCCGUGCAGCAGUCCAUGCUCUCCUAGCAGCCCGCUGUUCCCUACCUGUGCCUGCCUGCUGCCUCUUUGUACAGUUGUUCCACUUCCACGUGCUCUGUGCCCAGUCCUGGCUUCUGUUAACUGCAGGCCUCAGCACAGAUGGGCAAGAGCUUGUCCCCAUGCCUGACCCAGCUUUUCUUCCCUUUCAAAACU